CGGGCCGUCGGGGGCGGGGCUGAGGAUGGCGACGCCCCGCCUGACGCCGUGCCGGAAGCGGGCGCGGCAGGAGCCGGUGCCGGCGGGCGGCCGCCAUGGAGUUCCCGGACCUGGGCGCCCACUGCUCCUGGCCCGCCUGCCAGCGCCUGGACUUCCUCCCCCUGAAGUGUGAUGCCUGCGAGCAGAUCUUCUGCACCGACCACAUCGCUUAUGCCCAGCACGACUGCACCUCUGCCUACAAGAAGGACGUUCAGGUCCCCGUGUGUCCCCUCUGCAAUACACCGGUCCCCGUGAGGCGGGGGGAGAUGCCUGAUGUCGUGGUGGGUGAGCACAUUGACCGUGACUGCAAGUCCGACCCCGCGCAGCGCAAACGCAAGAUCUUCACCAACAAGUGCAUGAAGCCUGGCUGCAAGCAGAAGGAGAUGAUGAAGGUGAUCUGUGACCAGUGCCACAAGAACUACUGCCUCAAGCAUCGGCACCCCCUGGACCACGACUGCAGUGGGGCAGGGCGUCCCCUCUCCAAAGCAGGGCAUGCUGCAGUUGCAAGAGCCCAGGCAUCCUCCUCCAAAACAGUCACUGCAUCGAGCAGUGGAGCUGCCCGGCCAGCAGACAGCCCCUCUUCUCCAGCCUCUGCCAGAGGAGGCAGAGCACCCGCGUCACAGACUCGCAGCACCUCCCCUCCGGCUGUCAUGCUGCAGAAUGGGCUGAGCGAGGAAGAGGCACUGCAGCGAGCUCUGGAGAUGUCCCUAGCAGAGUCAGCACGCAGCUCAGCACAUCCACCCAGCAGCACGCAGGAGGAGGAGGAUCUGGCACUGGCCCAAGCGCUGUCAGCGAGCGAAGCAGAGUACCAGCAGUCGCAGCGGCAGGCACACGGUUCGAAGCCAUCAAACUGCAGCAUGUCGUAGGCAGGCGAGGCAGGGUGUGCCAGUGGACGUGGGAUCCUGCUUGUGACCCGAGGAGCAGCCCUGGCCUCCCGCGUGGAUGCCCUGGGGUUCUGGCCUGGACACUGACAACAUGAGCCCCUCACCAGGGACAAGUCAUCUCCCUGGGGGCUGUAGGCGAGCCACCGAACAUGCACUGACACCUCUGCCCUUGUACGUGUAUAAAAUUGGUGCAGCAAAUUGCUGAUGCUCCCGGAGAGGUGAAGAUGGUGUGGAACGAGGCUGAGUACACGCUGACCAAAGCAAGCAGCAGCCCACGGCACGCACUUAGCCACAGCUGCUGCAGCCGUGUCCCAACACUGCUGGGACUGUGGGAUGCGGGCAGAGCCAGCCUGGAGUGAAGUGCCGCGUGGGGACGUCUCCACACGCUUGGACGUACAGCUGAGAUGCAGCUGCCCACCGCAGUAGCGGGGAGCUGGAUUUCAUGCUCCGGGGAGGGCCGUGCCAGCCCCUCAAAGUGGACUGUGGCUGGGACGGUCUGUCAUUUGGGCACGGCACGGCUGAAUGUCCAGCCUCCUGGCAGCGUGAAGGCAGCUCCCUCCCCACGCCCUCGGUGCCUCCCCUGCUGUUUGCAUGCACAUGAGCAUGUUGGGCCUUACCCGACUCAGCUGGGGCCCAGGAUGUCUCUGAGACUGAAUGGAGCUGUGUUUCCUUUCUGGUUUAAUUUAACAAGGGCCAUUAACUGGAAAGUAACCUCAGCAGUGACUUGACUGUGCCAGUGUCGCUCACGCGGGAGGACUGCAGCUGCCUUUCUGCUGCUGGCUGCUCCUCGGCUACCCUGAACUAUCACAGGGCCCUCUUUUAAUGCUGCUGGGGCAGGUACGCCUCCUUCCUUCCAGCCACGCUGCAGGGGAUCCCGUCCUGGGGAGCAGCAGCACAGAACCCCUUCUUGCAAACGCAGCCCUGAGCUUGGAGCCAGCCCUUCCUUGCUGGUGUUUGGAGGCAGGAGCUGACCCCUGGGUGGGGGGGGAUUUGUCCUGCUGGCCUCUUGCUGGGGCAGGGGGCUGCAGCUGUGCAGAGCGGUGCUGCUUUCCCACCCGCUCUCUUGUGCUGCCCUGCUGGAACCGCUCCUGCUUGCAGGGCUGUGCCUGGUUCUGCACAGGGCUGGGCUGUCCCGCUCCGAGCAGCGUACGGCUGACAGGGGGGUUAUCUGCUGGCAGUGCCUCCCUGGGGGGGGACGUGGGUUCAGGCUGGGUUGAAGGAAUGCUGAGAUUUAUCAAAGUGCUGCUUGGGAGAAAAUAAAAGCGUAGCACAAGGUGCAGA
Grus americana (Whooping crane) is the source of this 2204-nucleotide messenger RNA. It is a transcript of the gene ZFAND2B, whose product is annotated as zinc finger AN1-type containing 2B. Gene Ontology annotation, cellular component: cytoplasm; endoplasmic reticulum. Bases 96 to 905 code for a protein of 269 amino acids. The record is from RefSeq and is a predicted model, not a curated record. The transcript has 9 exons. Gene Ontology annotation, molecular function: zinc ion binding. Gene Ontology annotation, biological process: protein targeting to ER; proteasome-mediated ubiquitin-dependent protein catabolic process. Lineage: Eukaryota; Metazoa; Chordata; Aves; Gruiformes; Gruidae.